UUAUUUGUUAUGACCCGUGCACAAUCGCCUGCAUAAUCGCCUGCAUAUUAUUUAGAGGUCAUUUCGGCAUAUUGAACUCAACUCCACGCACAACAUAGGAAGAAACGCUGAAAAUAAUUGAUUUUCGUAUUAUUUCUGUACAAGUAACCAGGACAGGGAGGUCAUCUUCUACUUCUUCUAGAAUUUAUUCGGAAUAUCUGUUUCAUUAUCAACGCAAUAUGCACAAAUCGUACCAGUCUAUUUUACCGAGCCACAACCGACUGCUACAGCAGAGGUGGGAUCAGAAAUAUUACGAUGAACACAGACAGAAGGUUAAAGAAGCUAGACCAAUGGUCGACACCAAACCGCCAACAACAUAUGUCCAUCUUCAUCUUAAACUCAAGAAAUUACAGUUGGAGGAGGAGCGUUUAGCUGUGAUUGAGAGAGAUAACAGAAUCCUCCUGGAGAAGAUGUCUGUCAUCAUGAGAACGAGAGGAAGAGUAGAUAACAGGAAUAAUUACAUUCAUAGAAGUCUCAACCGUGAGAAGCGUCAACGAGAGCUGCUCCGGGUGACCAGGGAGAACCAGGAGAUACUCCGGAGGAUCCUGGCGAGGGAGCCAGAAUACAACCAUCUGGAGUGGGACAGACAGUGGGAGGAGAAUGAGCAGUUCAUGGAUAACAUUGCCAGGUACCCCAGGAACUGGUGGGAGCUGGAGCAGGAGGAGAUACAGAAGCGCAAGGAGGAGCAGAGAGAGAUGAAAAAGAAAGAAAAAUCAGAUUUGGAUGAAGAGGAGAACCCUAGGAAGAAACCAGUGAAGAAGCAAACGGAGGAGGACGAGCAGGAGGAGGAGGACAAGGAGGAAGACAAGGAGGAAAAGGAGGAGGAAAAAGAAGAGGAAAUCGCCCAAGAAGAACAAAAUGAUAUACAAGAAGAGGAAAAAGAAGAGAAGGAACCAGAAGAGAAGGAAGCAGAGCAGAUGGCAGAAUGAAAGUCACCUUCAGAGCAAUCAAGGUCACCUUCAGCAACCUGCAAGUCACUUUCACAACCCUUGUAGUAGGUAACCUGCAGUUAUCUUUAAGAACGUUGUUAUAUCAGGCAGGAACUGAUAAUUUCUAUUGUUAUUCUCCACCAUUACAGUAUGCCGACUAUGCUUUUGAAGGAAGAGUUCGCGAAGGAAGAAAGAUGAUGUACAUUCCGAAAAGUGGCAGUGCCACAGAGCAUUUUGGGAUGUUAUGGUCACAGCUUUCACAAGAUAAAUGUAGUGUGAGCUCUUGUACAAGUACAAAUCAUUACUCUAGAGCCAAAAGGGCAUUGAAUGGGUUUGGAAUGAUAAGAUGACAUCAUUUGUUGACAGCCAGAAGGCUGUUAACUCAUAUAAUUUUACAUUGAGUUUAAGUCCUUUCGGGCUGUCAACAGAUAAAAAGCAUUUUCAAAAUGAAUAUCAUAUGGAUAUAUUAGAUGUGUGCUCUUGUAUUAUCUCUAAUUUAUUACUGUAGCUAUCAAAAUUGUCUGAACAUCAGGUCUGGGGAGAUAUGUCUCAAAUCCAUACUAGUGUA
This is a messenger RNA of Strongylocentrotus purpuratus (purple sea urchin), 1536 nucleotides long. RefSeq lists its product as uncharacterized. The transcript is spliced from 5 exons. NCBI's taxonomy places the organism in Eukaryota, Metazoa, Echinodermata, Echinoidea, Camarodonta, Strongylocentrotidae. The coding region runs from base 219 to 968 and encodes 249 amino acids. The record is from RefSeq and is a predicted model, not a curated record.